Messenger RNA from Microtus oregoni (creeping vole), 4165 nucleotides. It is a transcript of the gene Chrm5, whose product is annotated as cholinergic receptor muscarinic 5. Lineage: Eukaryota; Metazoa; Chordata; Mammalia; Rodentia; Cricetidae. Gene Ontology annotation, biological process: G protein-coupled receptor signaling pathway, coupled to cyclic nucleotide second messenger; adenylate cyclase-inhibiting G protein-coupled acetylcholine receptor signaling pathway; gastric acid secretion. The transcript is spliced from 2 exons. The record is from RefSeq and is a predicted model, not a curated record. Gene Ontology annotation, cellular component: dendrite; synapse; plasma membrane. Bases 701 to 2293 code for a protein of 530 amino acids. Gene Ontology annotation, molecular function: G protein-coupled serotonin receptor activity; G protein-coupled acetylcholine receptor activity.
CAUCAGCGCUUCAUUCAUGUUCGGUGUCUGGAAUACGAUAAAGCUGCUCUUCCUUUCGGAUUUUCCCCUCACCACUCAGAAACCACUAGAGCAACGUGUUAACAGAAGCACCGGGGAGAGAGGAAAUUCUUCACCUCUGCAGACAGGAGGCUGAGGACGGAAAGUUGUCCGGGAGAAAGCCAAGGGAAGCAGAAGGGGCUACGGAACAUCCACGCUUCUGGAAAACACACCAGCGUUAAAGCAGCGUGACUUGGGGACGUUUGCAAUUCUGAAUUACAGGUGAGCACAACUUUUCCAGUGUAUGAACUAUCUGCAGGAGUAAGCAGGGUUUCUCACGGCUGAGAAAGCCAAGAAUUUUUAAUAAGUUCUGAGCAUUGUGGUCAGAUCAACUGCUGUUAUUUGAUAAAGGCAAAAUUCACCCUUUGAUUUCCAUAAUCCUAUCCAAAUGGAGUCUGCCUUGCUGUGAGCUGUCCUAACUAACAGCACAGGAUUAGUGGGCCUCGGAGAUGCUGCAAGAAAUAAGACACAUGGGUGAAAGAGAUCACCACAGCACAGUCGAGGAGGCAUUUGGAGUAUGAGAGCUUACCACUCCUUACUGAGCUUCAGCCAACUGCUACCAGAUACCGGUGAAGAAGAGGGGAGGCAGAACAGAGCAGCUUCAAACCUCAGACUAAAUCCGAAAACAACUUCCUGAACCAGGAUGGAGGGGGAAUCUUACCACAAUGAAACCACCGUCAAUGGCACCCCAGUAAAUCACCAGGCUUUGGAACGCCAUGGGCUUUGGGAAGUCAUCACUAUUGCAGCGGUGACGGCUGUGGUCAGCCUGAUGACCAUUGUGGGAAAUGUCUUGGUCAUGAUCUCCUUCAAAGUCAACAGUCAGCUCAAGACGGUAAACAACUAUUACCUGCUCAGCUUGGCCUGUGCAGACCUCAUCAUUGGGGUCUUCUCCAUGAACCUCUACACGACCUACAUCCUCAUGGGUCGCUGGGUUCUCGGGAGUCUGGCUUGUGACCUUUGGCUUGCCCUGGACUAUGUUGCCAGCAACGCUUCUGUCAUGAACCUUCUGGUGAUUAGCUUUGACCGUUACUUUUCCAUCACAAGACCACUGACAUACCGGGCCAAGCGUACCCCAAAGAGGGCGGGCAUCAUGAUCGGCUUGGCCUGGUUCAUCUCCUUCAUCCUCUGGGCGCCAGCAAUCCUCUGCUGGCAGUACUUGGUAGGCAAGCGGACAGUACCACCCGAUGAGUGCCAGAUCCAGUUCCUCUCUGAGCCCACCAUUACUUUCGGCACUGCCAUUGCUGCCUUCUACAUCCCUGUCUCCGUCAUGACCAUACUCUACUGCCGGAUCUACAGGGAAACCGAGAAGCGAACCAAGGACCUGGCUGACCUCCAGGGUUCUGAUUCUGUGGCAGAAGCCAAGAAGAGAAAGCCGGCUCACAGGACCCUGCUCAGAUCUUUCUUUAGCUACCCUAGACCCAGCCUGGCCCAGAGAGAAAGGAAUGACUGGUCAUCCUCCCGCAGAAGAACUUCAACCACAGGAAAGCCAACCCAGACCACGGGCCUAAGCGCUGACUGGGACAAGGCUGAGCAGGUCACUACCUGUAGCAGCUAUGCCUCCUCAGAGGAUGAGGCCAAGACUACCACUGACCCUGUCUUCCAAGUGGUCUACAAGAACCAGGCCAAGGAAAGCCCGAGGAAGGAAUUCAGCGCUGAAGAGACCAAGGAAACUUUUGGGAAUGCUCAGACUGAAAACAAUGACUAUGACACUCCCAAGUACUUCCUGACCCCGGCUACUGCUCAGAGACUCAAGAGUCAGAAGUGUGUUGCCUAUAAGUUCCGACUGGUGGUAAAAGCUGAUGGGACCCAGGAGACUAACAAUGGCUGUCGCAAGGUGAAAAUCAUGCCCUGUACCUUCCCGGUGUCCAAAGACCCUUCCACGAAAGGCCUGGAUCCCAACCUCAGCCAUCAAAUGACCAAACGAAAGAGAAUGGUCCUAGUCAAAGAGAGGAAAGCAGCCCAGACCUUGAGUGCCAUCCUCCUGGCCUUCAUCAUCACGUGGACCCCUUACAACAUCAUGGUCCUGGUUUCCACCUUCUGUGACAAGUGUGUCCCUGUCACCUUGUGGCACUUGGGUUACUGGUUGUGCUACGUCAACAGCACUGUCAACCCCAUCUGCUAUGCUCUCUGCAACAGAACCUUCAGGAAGACCUUUAAGAUGCUGCUCCUUUGCCGGUGGAAAAAGAAAAAAGCAGACGAGAAACUGUACUGGCAAGGGAACAGCAAGCUACCCUGAGAAGUCAGCAACUCCCCUCGCAAGAAUCAUAAUCACAGUCUGGUUUGCUUGUUUUCAAGGAUGACAUCUGCCAUUGUGAGUCCCCGAAGACUUGUCAAGGCUCAAGGUCUGUGGUCGAAUGAAGAGUCACACACACACAGCAACAACUGCCACAUGAAGUGAGUCUUGUCUAUUACCAAGGCCACCUGAUGCCACUAGAGUCUGCCGGUGGAGCAGAGAGAUAGACCCGGGGCCCUGCUCUGGAAGUACAUUUGAGUCUUGGUGGACAAUAAUUUUGGGAACUGAUCUGUGCAGAACAGGAGGGACCAGAUGGAAAUCUUCCCCUGUGGCAUUCUGUCAUAGACUGUUGUGGAAUAUGUGUGUCUGUGUGAAGUUGUCUUAUACCAGUGAGAAUCAGGAGAAUGUAGACCACUGUCGCCUCUGGAUAAGAAUGAUAUUCAACUGGCUUCUAAGAAUACUACUCGUUGUAAUUUAAUCAGCACUUAUUAUGCAGCUAUCACGUGUUCUGUACUGUGGCAUGUUUUUCUGUUCAUAUGCAGAACGAUGCUCUCACUCCCCCUUUCAUAGCUAUGACAACGCCUGAACCCAGUGAAACCAUGGCGAUUCCCACAGACCAUCAGUUUCUCAGCAUCCUGAGUCAAGAAGGGUGCUGCCGUUGGCACACUUGCACACUUGGUCUCCUAAAGGGGCUUCUAUUCUGCUACUAAUGAUGAUCAAGUUUCCGUGCAGUUAUUUUUGGGCUUUACCAAUGAGGUAAUUAUUUCUCUAAACAAAGAUUAUGUGUCAUUUUUGGUGCCCAUUUGGAGUCAUUUACUAAAUAUGCCGUGUUCCCAGGAGAAACUGAUUGUAUAACAGCCCUGUGCAGUAAGGAUCCUCUCUAGGAUAUUGAAUGUUGGGUCUUUAUGUUGUUUUCAGGGGUAUUGCUUUCUAAUCUCUUCUCAGGACGAUUCAGAUACAAAACAUGGAAAACAAAUAUAAUUCCUUCUAUGCUUUGACAUUUCUUUAAGAGUUGUUGAAGCUCCCAAUCCCCCUAUUUCAACCCCUAACACACCCAGACAUUCACAGAUUACUGUCUUGUGCUGGGAAAGCAAUGCUACUUGGGCAAACAGAGGGGAAUAUUCUCUCUCUCUCUCUCUCUCUCUCUCUCUCUCUCCCUCCCUCUCUCCCUCUCUCUUUCUCUCUCUCUCUCUCCCUCUCUCCCUCUCUCUUUCUCUCUCUCCCUUCCUCUCUUAUACGUCUUUCAUAUUUGAAAGAAAUGACUUCCUUGUUCACUCCUACCCAAAUUCACCCCAAAGUGAGACACUCAGAAACUUACCGUUGAGAGUUCGGCGCAGUUGGUUAUGGUCCUUAAAUAUGAACGCUUUGGCUAGGAGGAGCCCAGUGAUGCGACAUUUUCCUCCACAUCCAUGAGGCACCGGAUUUGACCCUCAGCACCAAAGCAAACAUUGUUUAAGCAUAAGUUUCAUCUUAAAAGCUAAGUGUAAGUUAUAGGGACAUAAAAACAAAAAUUAUCAACAUACAUUUGUACCUUGGAAUUAUUUAAAAACUGAUUUGAUGGAACUAUUUAACUGAAGUAUUUUUAUAUAAACAAACUGGAGAUGGAGUGGUGCUUGUUCGACAGUGCUUGUCCAGCAUGCUCAAAACCCUGGGUUUGAGUGUCAGAACCAGGAGAGGAAAAAAUUGAACCUAAGAUGCUUCUCUGAUGACUCUAAACAUAAAUACAUGUACAAGAAAUUAAAGCUUAAUUUAAAGUUAAAUUAAUGAAAGCCCCACAGUAAAAGCAGUGAAGAGCUACCUGAAGAACUGGCAGGUGGGGAAAUGCUCUCAGACACUUCCUGGUUAGAUCUGCUAUUAUUUGACACUGUGUUAAAA